CAUCCGGAACUCAGUCAGUGUUGAUUCGGUAUUGGUCGCCCUUCCUCACGGCGUCCUUUUCCGGUCCUGGCACCCUCCUCGGCUGUAAGGAUGAUCGGAGACAUCCUGCUGUUUGGGACGCUGCUGAUGAACGCCGGGGCCGUUCUCAACUUUAAACUGAAAAAGAAGGACACACAAGGCUUCGGGGAGGAGUCGAGGGAACCCAGCACAGGAGACAACAUCCGGGAGUUCUUACUGAGCCUGCGGUAUUUCCGGAUCUUCAUCGCCCUGUGGAACGUGUUCAUGAUGCUCUGCAUGAUUGUACUGUUCGGCUCCUGAGAACCCAGAGCUCACUGGCUGACUGUCUAGGCUCCGUUUCUGUUCUGAUGAUUUCAAGAAUGUUUCUCACCGGAAAACCAGGGACUUUCCCGGAAGGCUCAAGUUCAUCUGGGUGGAGAAGGCCCACUUCCCAGCUGCCUGACUCUCAUCAGCCAUGGUUCCAGCUCUGCUCUGGGAUUUCAGGACAAAGUCAUGCUCCUGUAGGAGAAAGACACACCUAAUCUUUCAUUUGUCCUGGCACCCCACCUCUCCCAGAAUCUCAGAAGCCUGUCCUGGCUGCUAGGCUGACUUGUUAGGGGUUGCUUUGGUUUGAUUUGUACGGAUUGUUCUUAAUCAGUAUGAUCAUGAACUGGGGGCAGGGCUGGCUGUGACAGGGAGCAGCUGCUUAUGCGCUGCAGGUCCAUGCUGGGGCCAGCAAAGCCUUGCUUUCAAAUGCUCCCUCCAACCCCAUGACAGGGUCCACCUGGGGCAGCUGAAGUUACCCCAGGACUUGAGUCAGUCCUGCCCGAAGGACACCAGCGUCCUCUUUAGGCCCUAAGCUGAUAGAAAGCCUAUAGGGCCUGGGUGACAUGUGUGGCUUCUGUGGAAGAGUUGCUGGUGGUAACAAGUGAGCAGACGCCUUGCUGUACUUUCAAGCUGAUUUAACAAUUUAAUAAAGUGACUUUGGGGCCACCUCUCCAUCA
Molecule: messenger RNA, 1001 nt
Organism: Arvicola amphibius (Eurasian water vole)
Lineage: Eukaryota; Metazoa; Chordata; Mammalia; Rodentia; Cricetidae
Gene: Smim7
Product: small integral membrane protein 7
Exons: 5
Coding region: 91-318 (75 amino acids)
Source: RefSeq, a predicted model, not a curated record